CGGGCCUGUCUAUUGUUGGGGGAACAGAAAGCGAGUUGAGAUUGAUAUACGGGGGCCGAAGACAAGUUGCGCAUAUGAUCAUCGGAGCAGCUGCGGUGCGGACAGCGGCGGCCAACAAGUGCCUGAACGCAUCCUCCAGACAUGGGUUGCUACGACUGCUGUAUGCGCUGUUUGGGUGGUGUGCCAUACUGCUCCCUGGUUGCCACGCUCCUGUGUUUCUCUGGCAUCGCCCUCUUCUGUGGUUGUGGGCACCAGGCGCUCACAGAGACGGAGAGAAUCAUCGAAACAUACUUUGCCCGUAACCUUCAGGACUACAUAACCCUUGCCUACAUUAUUCAGUAUUUCCAGUAUGUCAUCUAUGGUUUGGCCUCCUUUUUCUUCCUCUACUGCAUCGUGCUUUUGGCUGAGGGAUUCUACACCACAAGCGCUGCCAAGCAAACCUUUGGAGAGUUCAGGAGCACCAUGUGUGGCCGCUGCCUCAGCUCCACGUUCAUAGUGAUGACAUAUGUCCUGGCUGUGCUGUGGCUCUUGGUGUUUGCCUUCUCUGCCUUGCCUGUUUACUUCUUCUACAAUAUGGAUGCCACCUGUCACACCAUUGAUGUUCUGACUGAGACUCCAGCCAGUAUCAAUCAGCUCUGUGUUGAUGCCAGGCAAUACGGACUCCUGCCGUGGAAUGCAGUGCCAGGAAAAGCUUGUGGUAUGACUCUGUCGAAUGUUUGUAAGACUACAGAGUACCGAAUGACCUAUAACCUCUACAUUGCUGCGUUUGCUGGUGCAGGCAUCACUCUCUUGGCGUUGCUGACCUAUACUGUGUCAACCACCUAUAACUUUGCGGUUCUGCGGUAUCUGGGGAGAAAGGGCAUAGGGGCACGGUGUUAGCUUCCUGUCCACUCUGUCACUAAAGCGCCACCAUCUAUGGGAUCUAAACAGAAGAUGAAGCUCUCCUUUCUUCUGCAACAUCUGCACAGACCCUGUGGUGUUGGCUAUUUGGACCACAGACAAGAACUCUUUAAAAUCUUGUCUUUGAAUUUGUACUUUUCUUGUGGAAAAGCAUGUCUUCUUUUUUCUCUUUUUCCUUAUGUUUUUUUCACAGGUGUGUAUUUUGAUAUUAAGUCCUUUUCAGUAUUUUAAUGCCAUGUCAAGUUAUUGUGUUUGUUGCUUGCUCAUGUUAGGGUCUAAAAUGCAUCUGCAUCUAAUUGUACUCAAACUGAAAACAACACAUCUUACUUACAUAUUAAUAUUUGUUAGAAAUAAUAACCAAAUAACUACACUUGCAGCUGUUAGGGAGAGUAGGGAUUAGAGGUUACCAUAGCUACCAUCCCUCACAUCUGGUUGCCAUGGUGGCAGACAAACGUGCAUUUGCAGUCUCACGCUGACCUCGGGACUUUUCUCACGGGCUGGAGAAAAGCUUCAACAAUGGAGUCACCCCUGCUUUAAAAGCUGGCCAAUAAUGGAGCCAGUUCUGGGGGCCACCUGCGAUACGAGUCUCUGCCACGGGUUAGAUUACAUGUCAAGGGAGAGGGCCCUCUGGACAAAGACGUGGUAAGACCUCUCUAAAGCCAGAAGGCAGCUCCUCUAGGACAUCAGCCCCCCACACAUGCACAUGCUGCUGCAUGACCCCGACAUGCCCCUGCAUAAUGGACAUGAGUGAGAAGACUGAAGGCAUUUGAAUAGUUGGACAAAGGGACAUACUUGUUUAGCUGGUUUAUCCUGAUCUAGAAAGGUCUGAAAUUGUUUCUCAUAAUUUUGAGAUACCAAAAGCACUAGGUGCUAUUUUUUCUUCUUCUUUUAAUUACCUCAUUUUAAUAGACAUGAAACACAUUGUUGAAGUGCGUCUCCCCCCGCUGUUAAUGCAUGACUGAGGUACUUCUAUAGAGAUAAGACAACUUUGUUUCAUCUCCAAUUCUUUAGGGAUUUUGGUGUAGUUAUUGUAUAACACAUUGUUUUACUUAUUGUAGCUAAACUUACUAGUACCUUUACUACACUUUGGCUAUUACUAACAAUGUUUUGCAGCAUAAGUAGAUUAUUCUCUUUGGUGGAGGCUUUACCCAGCUGGGAGUAGAGGAUUUGUUAAGUGGCAGCUGGCUGUUUGAUGAUUAUUAUAUGUGUUGGUAAUAUUUGAUAAUAAAAGGAUUAUUCUUUGGCGUAUUUG
This is a messenger RNA of Sphaeramia orbicularis (orbiculate cardinalfish), 2152 nucleotides long. It is a transcript of the gene plp1a, whose product is annotated as proteolipid protein 1a. Gene Ontology annotation, cellular component: myelin sheath; plasma membrane. The record is from RefSeq and is a predicted model, not a curated record. Gene Ontology annotation, molecular function: structural constituent of myelin sheath. The transcript has 7 exons. Gene Ontology annotation, biological process: central nervous system myelination; axon development. Lineage: Eukaryota; Metazoa; Chordata; Actinopteri; Kurtiformes; Apogonidae. The coding region runs from base 142 to 879 and encodes 245 amino acids.